GCGGAUUUCUGACAAUAACACGAUUUAACCUGCAAAGAAACCGGGUCGAUCGAUUCAAUUAAGUUGAAAACAUUUCGAAGAUAAAAAAACCAAUUUAUUGAUUAAUUUAUGUUAAAAGGAACUUAAAAGAACUGAAGACGUUUAACCUAGCAAAAAAAAAGAAAAAAAUUUAUCGAUUCAAAUCUAUACAAGUGACACCAUAAAUAUAAAAAAAAUAAAUAAAUAAAUUACCGAAUCAAAGUAAAUUUAUUGAUUGAUGGACGAUUUGCUAUACUUUCUAUUCUUUCGGUGAUUUUCGUAAAAGCCGGCAACAUUCAGUCACCUUCAGAAAACACGACAAGCCACAGCACGAUGAAGGAGCCUGAGGUGGAUCCAAAGAACAUAAUAAAAAGUAGAGAACAGCUCUACAGAUUGAUGAUAAGUCAAUUGUUCUACGAUGGCCAUCAGACUCUAGCUGUGCAGUUGUCCAACAUAAUACAGGCAGAACCACCAUGUCCACCUUCGGAUCGGCUACUUCAUUUAAUGUUAAUCGGUGCAGCUCAUGAACCAGAUCGUUCCAAGAAAGAUACUAGCAACAGCUUGUCCACAUUUGCGUCAAGCUUUGACAACACAUUAGGACCUGGAUUAGAUUUGGAAUUUGAGACUGAAACUCAGACGCAAGCUCCAGAACCAGCGCAAUAUGAAACAGCAUAUGUCACAUCACAUAAAGGAAACUGUAGGGCAGGAGCCUUUUCAGCAGAUGGACAGUUGAUAGCUACUGGUUCUGUGGAUGCUUCAAUCAAGAUCUUGGAUGUGGACAGAAUGCUGGCUAAGUCUGCGCCAGAUGAAAUGGCACCUGGAGAUCAAACUGGAGGCCAUCCAGUUAUAAGAACUUUAUACGAUCAUUUGGAAGAAGUGACAUGUUUAGAAUUUCAUCCGAGAGAACCCAUACUUGUGUCUGGCAGUCGUGAUUUCUCCGUAAAACUAUUCGAUUUUAGUAAAGCUAGUGUUAAGAAGGCAUUUAGAACUAUUACAGAUGCUGAUCAAAUUCGGUGUCUGUCCUUUCAUCCAACUGGAGACUUUCUCAUAGUCGGAACUAAUCAUCCAGUAGUUAGAUUGUACGACGUAAACACUGCACAGUGUUUUGUAUGUAGUAUACCGAGCCACCAGCAUACAGCUGGAAUAACAAGCAUCAAGUAUUCACCAGAUGCAAAGACUUAUGCGUCAGCGGGCAAAGACGGUAGUAUAAAGCUUUGGGAUGGCGUAUCCAGCCGAUGUAUAAACACUUUUGUAAAAGCGCACGAUGGUUACGAAGUAUGCUCAGUGACUUUCACAAGGAAUGGCAAGUAUUUACUGUCCUCAGGAAAAGAUUCCUUAAUAAAAUUAUGGGAAUUAUCUACCAGUAGAUGUUUAAUAGCGUACACAGGUGCCGGAACUACAGGCAAACAGGAACACAAAGCACAGGCCAUUUUUAAUCACACCGAGGAUUACGUGAUGUUCCCUGACGAAGCUACGACUUCAUUGUGUGCUUGGAACUCUCGUAACGCGUCAAGAAAGCAGUUGCUGUCGUUGGGUCAUAACGGCCCCGUUAGACUGAUUGUGCACUCACCAACUGCUCCCGCUUUUUUGACGUGCAGUGACGAUUUCAGGGCAAGAUUCUGGUUUCGAAGAAUGCCGACUCACUAAAGACUUUUCAAGUCGAAAGUUAAUGAACGUUAGCCGCAAACUAUUAUUUUUAAUCAUUUUCGUUUGAGAUAAGAAGAUAUUAAGACACUUAAUAUAUUAGAUAUAUCAAGCAUCAGAAAUGUAAUUACGAAAAAAAUGCGAGAAAUAGGUAUUAUGCAUAUCUAAUAAUAAGUAUUUUUUUUAGAUUCUAAGCAACAACUUUUACACUUUAAUACCUUCUGUUGAGUACAAGUAAUGUAUAAUUCUUAUGACAUUAUAUGUUUCAUAACAUAGUGAA
Molecule: messenger RNA, 1942 nt
Organism: Linepithema humile (Argentine ant)
Lineage: Eukaryota; Metazoa; Arthropoda; Insecta; Hymenoptera; Formicidae
Gene: CstF50
Product: cleavage stimulation factor subunit 1 Cst50
Biological process (GO): mRNA 3'-end processing
Cellular component (GO): mRNA cleavage stimulating factor complex
Molecular function (GO): RNA binding; protein binding
Source: RefSeq, a predicted model, not a curated record